AUGUCGAUGUCUCCCUUGAGAGAUCACAUGCAAAUGCAUGAUUCAAAUCCGAACCAGAAUCAGAAUCAAACGUCCAGCACUAGAUCCCAGCCGCGGCUGAAGUUUCGUUCCUCAUGCGACCCCUGUGCAGCAUCCAAAGUACGCUGCACAAAGGAGCAGAAUGGAUGUUCACGCUGUGUUCAGAACGGCCUAAAAUGUGUGUAUGGUCGAUCGCGACGGAAGGGCAAGCCACCUUCCAACAAGAACGGCUCUGCACAACCCCAUCCGGGACACUCUCAAUUGUCUCCCCCGCUUCCCCUGUCCCCCCAGGCCCCUGCCUCGCCCCCUGGAGUCCCAGCUCCUUCGUCAUCAUGGGUUACUGCAGGUGGCCAACCCCCCGAUCACCACCAAUCCAACUACAACUUCAACUGCCCCUGGUCUCGGUCGCCUAUGUUUCCAACGGCCAGUUAUCAGACUCAAACGCUCGAUAAUGCUAUGACAACGGAAUGGGAAAGAAGGACACCAAAUAGCUUGACUCCACAUCAAUCACUACCAGAUGUCAAUACUGCCCCACAGAUGCCAAUAAGCUCGGGAUACAUGCCAUGGCCUAAUCUGUCGGGCGCAGAUCCCAUCGUGAUCGAUAAUGGCGACUUUGGCUCCCUUCCGAGGAAGGUUGUUCCACAAGACCACGACCAUUCAGAUUACGAGGACACAGGGGACGACGAUGACGACGGAGAUGAUAACGAAGAGCGAGAAGAGGAGCUAGAUGAGGUAGAAAACGCGAAUGAAGAUCAGCAUGUACCAUGCAUUACAGUGGCAUGUCAGGUGCUUUCCUCGCUGUACAAAUUUGUGCGGCACGACUGCGGGAAUGGACAUCCAGGCGGCACCGGCGGGGCCUCCACUUCCCGCGAUCUGCGCAAGCCCCCCACCCCAGAAGAAGAGCCUGCAAGUGAUAAUGUGUUUCAUGUCACUCAAUCUGCUACGGAGACGGUGUCUCGAUUGCUGAAUUGCACAGGAAGUGCCUGCGUCCAGGAUGUUUCUAUGCUCCUGAUUCUCUCUGCGGUGCUCUCCAAAGUUCUCACUUGGUAUCAGGCCCUAUAUCAAUCUGAGAUUGGCAGCCUGGUCCCAUCCGCCCCCUCGCUGGCACAAUCGUGUCCUAACCCCGUUCGUCCGCCCCUCAAAUCCCAUCAUUCGAACAGUAGCCGGACAGGGGACCAGCUUAAGCAGCGACAGGUCGAUACGACAGGAGAUUCAAUGUCCGCUGUCCCAUUGACCAUUCCAUUGAGCAUUGUGGCAUUCAAUAUCUCCCGCACCACGGAAACGAAGAUGAAAGCUCAACUAUUAUUGUGUGAAUUACAAAAUCUAUACCAGGUAUGCCAAGGUUUUGAUCGACGGGUCCAGGAUGCUGAAAGUAUGCGGGGAGGAAAGAACCUAUGCGAAGGGUUCAAUUCACAGCUCCUAGAGAAGGUAGGCGCAUUACAACGUGUCUUGAUAGUGGUCUGUACGCAGGCGCCGAAAUAG
Molecule: messenger RNA, 1500 nt
Organism: Penicillium paradoxum
Lineage: Eukaryota; Fungi; Ascomycota; Eurotiomycetes; Eurotiales; Aspergillaceae
Gene: tpcE
Product: Zn(II)2Cys6 domain-containing transcription factor tpcE
Exons: 1
Coding region: 1-1500 (499 amino acids)
Biological process (GO): regulation of DNA-templated transcription; aflatoxin biosynthetic process
Cellular component (GO): nucleus
Molecular function (GO): DNA binding; DNA-binding transcription factor activity, RNA polymerase II-specific; zinc ion binding
Source: RefSeq, a predicted model, not a curated record